CCAGGAGAACGCGGGCAGGCCGGGGCGAGCGGCGGCGGAGAGCCAGGGCUUUUCCGCCCGUCUCUGCGCGCCGGUCUCUGCCCCGGCCCGCUGAGGUGAGUCCCCAGCGCGCCUUGAGGGGCUUGGGCCGGGCGUGGGCUCCUCCUCUUCGGCGUAAAGGAGCCGGAGGAAGCAGAGAGCUCAUCAACCCUUUUGAACACCGUGUGUGCACGCAUAGGACAGAGGAUGACUUAAAAGCACCAAGGUUUUGAAAAAAGGGUAACAACCCCCUGCUGCACGAGACAUCCUGCAGGAUAUGUGUUUGUAGCUGGAAAGGGGAUCAUGUGCGAGUUUCAGCUGCUGUGGGCGCUCUCAGAAAGGCUGGGAUUAAGCUCAGUAUUGGAGGACAGGACAUAGCCUCACGCUAUGCCAUGGGACUUGCAGGUUGGAUAUCAGGAAGGUUCUCUUCCCAGAAGCAGAGGUGAGAAUUGUCACUGGAAGAUUUAAGCUUGUUUCUAAUAAUAUGCCUGUGAGUUUUCUUCAGUGUCAUGAAUCUGAAUCCGCCUGCAGGAGUGCAGGUAACAAAAAGGAGAUGCAAAGUUGUAAGUCUAUAACUGACAUUUUUGAAGAGAUGUGGCAUUUUAAAUUAAAAAAAUGCAGAAAUAGCACUAUAAUGUUUCAAAUUUGACUUUCUGGAGGCCUCAUCUUCAGUAAAAUCAAGGUAACUCUGCAGGGAAGUUGUGUCAUGGUAAUGCUGGACAGUUAGGUACCCACGUGUAUCAUCCCUUCUUGGUAUUUUGUUAAGGUCUUUUUUCUUGCAGGUUAUAUUAAGAGAAAAAUUUAAAAAGUGUUAAGGUACUGACAAAGUUUAGAAGAUAAUCCUGUGAAUGAAGAAAAGUGUUGGAACUGAAUUUAUAAAGAAUGGAAGGAUACAACGUGUUGGAAGUACUAGGAGAGGGAUCCUUUGGCAGAGCUCUCCUAGUUCAUCAUACAAUCAACGACCAAAAGUAUGUAAUGAAGGAAAUAAGGCUUCCCAUGUCUUCAUCUGGUGUAGAGAAUUCUAGGAAGGAAGCUGUUCUUUUGGCUAAAAUGAAACAUCCAAAUAUUGUUGCCUUUAGAGAAUCAUUUGAAGCUGAUGGACAUCUGUAUAUAGUGAUGGAAUAUUGUGAUGAUGGAGAUCUAAUGCAAAAGAUUAAGCACCAAGGAGGAAAUUUGUUCCCUGAAGACAUGAUCCUUCACUGGUUUGUGCAGAUGUGCCUGGCUGUGAAGCACAUCCAUGAUAAACGUGUGCUGCACAGGGAUAUAAAAUCCAAGAACGUCUUCCUCACUCAAAGUGGAAAAGUCAAGUUGGGAGAUUUUGGAUCUGCACGCCUUCUUGCACAUCCAAUGUCAUACGCUUGCACCUAUGUGGGAACUCCUUACUACGUACCUCCUGAAAUAUGGGAAAGUCUGCCAUACAACAACAAAAGUGAUAUCUGGUCUCUGGGGUGUAUUCUGUAUGAGCUGUGCACUCUAAAACACCCGUUUCAAGCCAAGAGCUGGAAACAUCUCAUCCUUAAGAUAUGCAAAGGGUCCUAUGAUCCACUUCCAUCUCAGUAUUCCUAUGAGCUUCAUUACUUAAUAAAACAGAUGUUUAAGAGAAAUCCCCAGAAUCGCCCAUCCGCCAGUACUAUUCUUGCAAGAGGCUGCCUAACCAAACUUGUGAAAAAUUGUUUGCCUUCUGAGAUUGCAAAUGAGUUUGAGCAGACAUUAAAGGAAACCAAGAAACCUGAAGGCAAUGCAGCACGACAGAAGGGUAGUGUCAUGGCUGGGAGAAGCUUAAACAAUAAGACAGAAAAUAGACAAAAGAAAGAUGAAAGCAGCAAGCAUAGCCCCUUAGAAAGGAAAAAUGCGGAGGGUUUGAGUGAAGGCACAAGGAAGCAAAGGAAAUCUUAUCAAGAAGGAAGUACUGAUCUGUCACACGCCCACAGAAGGCAAUGGGAAAAGAGGAUAUCCAAUACUGUGCUGGAUGUCCUGGAAAAUGCAUCCUUGCUUUCUUCCAGUUUUACAUCUCAAGAGACUGAAAGUGGUGGUGUUAUAAACUACAGUGAAAAUAAGCCACGGAGGCAGUGGAGCAAGGAACCCCCUCAGACCCUGAUGGACAUGCUCAGCAAUGCAGAUGUCAGCUUAGCAUUUAAAACAUACACAAUUUAUAGACCAGCUUCUGAAAAUAUAUUGAGAGGUCCACUUUCUGAUGAAAGCAAAGCAUCUGAUGAAGUAGAUGGUGAACAUGAAGCUGUUGUCAUAGAUUCUAAGAGACUUGAACCUAGAUCUGAUGAAGAUGACACAGACUUUGAGGAAGAUGACCCAGACUGGGUGUCAGAACUGGAAAUGGUAUUGGAACAGAGCAACUGAAAACCUGAAUUUACCUGCGAUGAGUGAAGUUAGGUGGGCUGGUAUCCAAGUUGUUGUUAAUAACUGGUUAUUCAUUAAAUAAUUUCCAUUUA
Zonotrichia albicollis (white-throated sparrow) is the source of this 2465-nucleotide messenger RNA. Lineage: Eukaryota; Metazoa; Chordata; Aves; Passeriformes; Passerellidae. The record is from RefSeq and is a predicted model, not a curated record.